Messenger RNA from Tilletiopsis washingtonensis, 840 nucleotides. RefSeq lists its product as hypothetical. Lineage: Eukaryota; Fungi; Basidiomycota; Exobasidiomycetes; Entylomatales. The transcript has a single exon. The record is from RefSeq and is a predicted model, not a curated record. Bases 155 to 727 code for a protein of 190 amino acids.
CGUUCAGCGGCCGCCGCAAGGCAGCUCGAACGUGGAGGCGGCCCGCCGGCUCGCCGCUGCCGGGGCGCGCCACGCCGCCCUGUGAGCUGCCGCGGCGUCCGAGACGCAUGCAGCACGCUCGCCGCCUCGCGGCCAUCCCAGCCGCCUGAGCGCCAUGCUCGCCUCUUGCUGGCGAGCGUUUGGCAUCAAAAUCAGUGCCUCUUCACCUCGCACGUGUCGAGCGACUUCAAUCCACAUCUGGUCCCAGGCUUUGAACGCUGAUGCGCCGUAUGGCCUGGCACGGACGACGCGCGGCUGGAGAGCAUCGCACCCGAGGCUGUUUGCCUUGCAUGCUGCCCGGUUGCGCGAGCUCGACGAUGAUCAGCCUUGCUCACCCCUCAAUGGCUCUCGCCUCUCAGGUCUUGGGCACGGUGAGACCUCAGAGGCGCAUUUGAAAGGUGGUCCGCAGUCCUGCGGUGGCCCUGCGAGCUCCGACGCUCGCUGGGUGAGAGCCCCUAUGGCUCGAGGCACCUGUACCCCUGCAGGUGCCAGAUCUGCUCAGACUCGGUCACUCCGCCAUGCUGUCGAGUCAGCCACAACAGCACGAGCCCCUCAUGCGCAAGCCGACUGCGAGCACUGCGACCAGCACCGCUGCCGUCAAACGCUCGCAACACCGGCGUCGACUUUCCUUCGCAAAAAGAGCUCAAUUGCAUCGACUCGGCAGCGACAGCACAGGCUUGGCCUCUAGCAGCAUCCCGCAAGCCGACACACUUCGCUUCGGCAACACGCUUAGUUGCUGGUGAUCUUGUCACUGCGAGAGGCGGCGGCAGUUAGCAUGCGGGAUAGAAGUCGAGAAGCGAC